Molecule: messenger RNA, 3146 nt
Organism: Tribolium madens (black flour beetle)
Lineage: Eukaryota; Metazoa; Arthropoda; Insecta; Coleoptera; Tenebrionidae
Exons: 1
Coding region: 140-1051 (303 amino acids)
Biological process (GO): arachidonate secretion; phospholipid metabolic process
Molecular function (GO): A2-type glycerophospholipase activity; structural molecule activity
Source: RefSeq, a predicted model, not a curated record
AGGAAGGUGGUAUAAGUAUAAAUACUCCUACUUCAAACGGUUGAGUUAGUAGUAGUUAAAUUUUCUCCAAUCUCUCAACAUUGUUGUAGGUUAUUAGAAAUAUUACGCAUUCGUGGAAAGCAAAAAAAAAAAAGUAUAAAUGUUUGAAAAAGAAUCAAAACUUAUCAGUCAUAAUAGAGCUUUGAAAAGAAAGAAACGGUAUCAAAGUGUGGCUGUUGGUUCAGGAAUUGUAAAUUCUAUUAUUAAUAAAUUACCAUUUGAAUURCACAUUCCUGGAUAUCAGUUUUGUGGUCCAGGAACCAAACUUCAAAAACGACUAGAGCGAGGAGAUCGUGGUAUUAACAAAUUAGAUGAAGCUUGCAGAGAACACGAUAUUGCUUAUAACGAGCAUCAAGAUUUAGAAAACAGACAYAAAKCUGACCGCAUUCUACUCGAGCGAGCGAAAGAAAGAAGACGUGCUGCUGACGCUUCUUUUGGUGAGAAAGCUGCUGCUUUAGGUGUUUCAACAGCAAUGAGUGCCAAAUUGAAACUUGGAAUGGGAUGUUCUAAUAAUAAAAUGAAUGAAAUACAAAAACGCAGACGACGAAGAUCACGAAUUGGUAAAGUGAAAAAAUCAGGAAAAGGACUAAUUAAAUUUAGUGAUUUAAUAAGCAAAGCGAAAAACACUUUAAAUAGUGGAAAAUUUGAUAAUAUGAACAGUGCUAUAGGUGCAGCAAUAAAAGCUGUAAAACAACUUCGAGGCAAAAAAAAAGUACAUCCAAAGAGAGUGAUCCCGGUACCGAGGACUGGUGGUGCACUGCCUCUUUUACCAAUUUUUGCUGCUUUGGGGGCUCUAGGUUCUUUGGGUGGUGGUGCCGCAGCCGUUGCCAGGGCCGUCAACCAAGCGAAGGUUGCUAAUGAGCAACUUAAAGAAAGUAAACGUCACAAUCAGGCAAUGGAAGCUGUUGCCAUAGGAAAGAACAAAGAUGGAAAUGGACUUUAUUUGAAACCAUAUAAAACAGGUCUCGGUCUUUUUUUAGAUCAUUCGAAAUUUCCAAAAAAAUAUCGAUAAAGCUUCCCAAACGUCCUCUUACUGAUAUAGAUCUAUGUAAGUAUUGUAAAAUGUUAAAAAUUCGAAAUUUUAGAGGUAUUUUUAUGAGAGAUUUGUUACCUAAAGGUGUACGAAUCAAUGAAUGUGGAAUACUAAAUUUAGAUGAUGAUAGUGGUAGUGGUACACAUUGGACAGCUUACGUAAAACGUGGACGUGAAGCUAUCUAUUUUGAUAGUUAUGGUAAUCUUCAACCACCUAAAGAACUAGUUAAAUAUUUAGAAAGCAAUGGAUCAUGUAAAAUCCUAUACAAUCAUGAGCAAAUUCAAAAAUAUGGUACGGUUAAUUGUGGACAUUUAUGCCUUCAAUUCUUGUACAAUAACAACAACUACAAAUGCAAAUAAAAGAAGAGAGAUUCUCGUAUUACAUUCGUUCUCGUAUUGCUCUGCAAGAUGAAACGUCGUAAUCACAACUUGCUAUAUAAUCUAAAACCUUGCAGCGCUCACAACRACCUUUCAAAAAAUGUGCAUAUCAAUGUAACAAACAGUCGGUUGUAAAAGGAGUAUUUAAAGACGUAAAAUUAUCAGAGGCAUUCAGUGAUAGUAUUCAUUUCCUUGUGGUAAGCAAGGUUGUUUAAUACGUGUUACCUCUACUAACCUAUAUACCAGUGAGAUAAAAUGUCAAUGACAUUUACUUUAACUGGCAACAGUUCAGUUUUGAUGUCUGAGUAUAGUCCAUCAAUAACGUUAGAAAAUGAUAGCAGUUAUGUGAUUGGAUUAACUAACCUAGAAACUUAUAAUUCAUUUCCGAAUAUUGAUUACACAAAUAAUAAGUUCUUUUAUAUAAGUGAAGAUAAUGAAGAGGUAUGUAUAGAAAUACCUGAAGGAUCUUAUGAAAUUGCUGAUAUUAAUACAUAUCUUAAUAAAGAAAUUGUUAAAAAAUAUUAUCAUAUCCAACAACAAGAUGAAGAAAAGAAGAGUAUGAAUCAUGUUAAUCCUAUAAUACUUGUUWKUAAAGAUACUACUGAACUAGUUGAUGAUGCAAAUAAUAACAAUAUUCAUGAAGGGAGGGCACCUAUUUUAUCAAUAAAAUCAAACCCAAAUACGUUAAAAGUAGAAAUUAAAUCAACCAUAACAAUUGAUUUCACUAAAGAAAAUACCAUAGCUAGUAUAUUAGGCUUUACAUCAAUUAUGUUAAAACCUAAUAUAAAACAUAUUUCUCCUUUACCUGCUAAAAUUCAUAAAGUAAACGCUUUAUGUGUACAUUGCAAUCUAGUAUCAUCUUCAUAUAGAAAUGGAAAAGCAGUACAUGUUUUACAUGAGUUUUUCCCAACUGUACCUCCCGGAUAUCGAAUUGUAGAAGCGCCAACUAAUGUUAUCUAUUUACCAAUUAAUCGAAAUGAAAUUCCUUUAUUGGUUCUUAAAAUAACUGAUCAAGAUGGAAAUGUAGUCAAUUUUCGUGGUGAAGCCAUCACGGUAAGGUUGCAUCUUAAAAAGCUCCUCUCAUCAUAAAACAAAAAAUAUGGGAUUAGUUUUUGMUUCUUACCGUAAACGAUUUAAUAUCAAUCAAAAUUAUAUAAAUACGUCAACAAACAUUAAACCAAUUAGUCGACAUCGUAGACUAAAACGAUUAACAUCGAAAAACAGGAACUUUCUUAAAUCUCUCGGUUUAACUGUAUUAGUGUAAACUACUCGUAAGUGUGUGUGCGUGUAUUUAAAAAAGUAUCCAUAAUGAACUUUGAAAUAUUAAAUGUAAAUGAAAAAGCUGUUUUUGAUACAUCAAUAAGUUAUGCUGAAAAACGUACGCAUCAACCAUACGCGUCCACUUCUUUCAAUUUGAAUGAUGAAAUACGAUUACCAAUUGAACAUCAAGAUGUGUAUACUCUUCCUUGGUUGAGUUCAUUGUAUAUUGAAGGAAAAGUAAUCGCAACAAAUGAUAAACAUGAAACCAUAUUUUCACCAAACGUCAGAUUUGCUAAUAAUGGUAUAAUGUUAAUGUUUGAUGAAGUAAGAUAUGAGAUUGCUGGUAAUGUCGUUGAUAGAGUACGAAAUCCUGGCUUAGCUUCAAUUAUGAAAGGUUAUGCAACGUACAAUGCUAAUGAAAGUGUUGCACUUCAAAA